UCUUAUUUUCUGCCCCUUGUACUUAAUCAAUUGUGUGUCUAGUCAACCCAGAUAGUUUAGUUUCGCUUUGUGUUGUAGCUGUGUGUCAGAAAUCAGUCUAGACAAUCCUAGACAAACAAAGGGUUAAUAUAGUGAAGUAAAAUGCCAGGGAAAUGCUCUCACAGUCCUAUGCUGCACUAAUGCUCACUGUGACUGUCUUCCUCUGACAAUUGUGAGUAAAAAUUAUUACUAUAUAUUCUGGUUUUUAAUUGUCUUUUAAAAAAUAUUAUACAAAUGUGUGUUUUUUCUUAUUCAGACAAUGUUUUUACACUUAUCUACUCAUUUCUAAUAUGAUAGCGCUCUUCUCCUUUUUUCCUCUCUGAUGUAGUUUGUCUUUAUCAUUAAAACAAACUAUUUGUGAGUUAUGUUGAGAAUUUGGAUUACCUAUGAUUAAUAAUCUGUUAGUUAUUUUGAGGACCACAAUAACAACAGCUAUCAGUGUUAUUGCAAUUUCAAUAGAUGUCUAUUUAUGUUACAUUUCCAGCCCCCAAAUCAUGUAACAGUUCGUCACUGUAUUUGUCUUUGUUAUUCUCUCUAGAUCUGAAGUAGAUGUCAAGCCCCUCACAAUGACACUCAAGGUAACCUUGCCAGGAAAACGAAGUGGGCCUACAUUCUCUCAGCUGAGAGUCUUUCUUUGUUUCUUGCUGUAUUGCUGGGUUCUUGCUGAUCCAGUAUGUGGGUACUUCCUGAAAAACUGCACAAUCCGGGGUAAUCUCAGUGACCCCUCUAACAUGAAAGUACUCUGUGGAAAGAGGAACCUAGAAGUCAUACCUAUAGACAUUCCGCUGAAAGUAAGCGUUUUAGAUGUGGCCAUGAAUAACAUUUCCAAAAUCAGAAAGUUUGAUUUUAAAGGCCUAUCAACCCUCAAAAUUCUAAACAUGUCCAGAAACCAGAUCUUUCAAGUGGACGAUGGCGCUCUUGGACACCUAGAGGCUCUUCAAGAGCUGAAUUUGGCUCAUAACAGACUCACAACCCUGUCAGACCAUUUGUUUCAGUGCCUGGCCAACCUCUCCCUGCUACGUCUGGACAACAACCUCAUCACAACCAUCGGGUCUUCAUCGUUUCAGGUUCUCUCCAGUUUGAAGACAGUGAAUUUAACCAAGAACAACCUUUAUAAUAUGAAGGAAGUUCAGCCCAUCAUACAAUUACCAAAUUUACAGGAAUUGUACAUUGGGAGCAACAGAUUCACCUCUUUCCAAUCUCAAGAAGUAUCAAAUACGUCAACAGGGCUGAGGCUUUUGGAUUUAUCCCGUAAUCCAUUGGGAAUCUUCAGAGUCACGUCGGAUGUUCUUCCUUAUCUUGAGGUGUUAGACAUCGCCUACUGUGGCCAACUUGGACGCAUGGAAUGGGAUGUGCUGGACAGGUCUUUUCUGAGAAACAUCAAACGUCUCAACUUGAGAGGAUUGGUAUGGUGCUCCAGACUGUCAACUCUUCAUUAGUCCAUCUGAAACUGUAUGACAUUAGUGAAGAGAGGGUUAAGGCUCUCACUGAUUUUGCCUGCCAUAUACCUACACUUAGCUUGC
Molecule: messenger RNA, 1562 nt
Organism: Coregonus clupeaformis (lake whitefish)
Lineage: Eukaryota; Metazoa; Chordata; Actinopteri; Salmoniformes; Salmonidae
Product: toll-like receptor 7
Exons: 1
Coding region: 606-1478 (290 amino acids)
Cellular component (GO): extracellular matrix
Molecular function (GO): protein binding
Source: RefSeq, a predicted model, not a curated record